Molecule: messenger RNA, 696 nt
Organism: Habropoda laboriosa
Lineage: Eukaryota; Metazoa; Arthropoda; Insecta; Hymenoptera; Apidae
Product: calcyphosin-like protein
Exons: 5
Coding region: 52-696 (214 amino acids)
Molecular function (GO): calcium ion binding
Source: RefSeq, a predicted model, not a curated record
UCUAGAGAAUCGGUACAUGCGGUUCCAGCCUUGCCUCCUGAAGAUCAAGGGAUGUUCUUGAACAGACCGCAGAGUGCGACCACUAGGCAAGAGACUGAAAUGAUCUAUAAGGCCCAACGGGCCUUGCACAGCAUCACGGAUUCUACGGAGAAACUUCGCCUUCUCUGCCUAGCCAGAGGUGCCAAUGGCAUCCUUGGUCUGGGUAGAACUUUUCGUAUUAUGGAUGACGAUGGAAACAAGAAACUGAAUCUGGAGGAGUUCACCAACGGCCUGCACGAGUAUGGUCUGGAUGUUACAGACGAGGAGAUCCAAGAGAUCUUCAACAAGUUUGACAUGGACAACGACGGGAACGUCAGCGUGGACGAGUUCAUCAUUGGCAUAAGACCUCCAAUGUCCCAGAGUCGUAGAAACGUGGUGGGUCAAGCUUUUCAAAAAUUGGAUAAAACUGGAGAUGGAGUGAUCACCGUUGAAGAUUUAAAGGGCGUCUACAACGUCAAGUGUCAUCCCCGAUAUAUCAGUGGCGAAGAGAGUGAAGAGAGCAUUCUGAACAAGUUUCUGGCCAACUUUGAACAGAAUAAUACCAGAGAUGGCAUUGUGACCGAGGAGGAGUUCAUGAAUUAUUAUAGCGCUAUCAGUGCUAGCAUCGAUCACGACGCCUACUUCGAUCUGAUGAUGCGAAACGCCUACAAGCUAUGA